UCAGUUCGUGCAUAAAGUUUAAUCGCGCCUGAUCUCAUCUGUUAACAAGGAUGCCAAUCGCAGAAGCUUUCAAUACGUGGGUUUAGGUAGCCAUCAUGGUCGACCAUCUACUGCUGAAGAAUGAGAAAUAGAGAUGGUGGGGCGAUACGUAUAAAAGGCGAAACCGAAGCUUCUCAAAGAUGUAUCGCAGGACAGGUGUAUUUUUACUUUUCCUCAGUAUUCUAUGUGGGCACGCGAUAGCACAAUCGAACUUCGAUGUUUUAAUCUUUACUCAACAUUGGCCACAAACUGUUUGCUAUUUGUGGAAAGAGAGUUCAGCGUCGCAUACUUGCUCCUUACCCAGUGAUAACGACGAGUGGACGAUCCAUGGUCUUUGGCCAUCCGAGUACCAUAAACUGGGUCCACAGUUCUGUAACCGUUCUUUACCGUUUAAUGAGACUGCUCUGAAACCACUGUGGAGUCAGCUACAAGAGAAAUGGAUAGACGUAGAAUAUGGAAGAGAAUCUUCUUCUCUUUGGAAACACGAAUGGGAAAAACAUGGUACUUGUUCGACAAUGCUGGAAAACGUGAAUACAGAAGUGAAGUAUUUUAAAAAAGGUCUCGAUCUGUUAUCGCAAUACGACAUGAAAAACGUGUUGGCCAAAGCACAAAUUUUACCUGGAAACUCGUACGCAAUGACUGAUAUUUUCAACGCGAUUCAACGAAUAUUAGGCAAACGGGGUACAGUAAUUUGUCAGAAAGACAAGAAAACGAAGAAUUCGUAUAUAUUUGAAAUUCGAAUUUGUUUUAAUAAAAACUUCGAAUUGAUCGAUUGCGACGGUGUUUACGGAUACCCCACGAACUGUGAUCGUUCUACAAACGUGAUAUAUCCAGGCGAAGUACCACACAAUUAUCACGUAGUAAGAGUGUAAUCAGAGAAAAUUGUCCAUAAACAAAGAGUAAUGAAUAUUUUGAUAAAUAUUAUAAAUUAACACAUACCGUGACGUAUACUUCUGAUCCUUGAAUAGGUAAAAAAUUUGGAGUAAAUUUUCCAUUAUUUUCAAA
Hylaeus volcanicus is the source of this 1044-nucleotide messenger RNA. RefSeq names its product ribonuclease Oy. The coding region runs from base 180 to 911 and encodes 243 amino acids. Gene Ontology annotation, cellular component: extracellular region. NCBI's taxonomy places the organism in Eukaryota, Metazoa, Arthropoda, Insecta, Hymenoptera, Colletidae. Gene Ontology annotation, biological process: RNA catabolic process. The record is from RefSeq and is a predicted model, not a curated record. The transcript has 5 exons. Gene Ontology annotation, molecular function: RNA binding; ribonuclease T2 activity.